AUGGCGAUCCUCGAGACGGCUUGGGUUGAAAGUGACUCAAUGCUUGGGUAUAUAGCGUAUGUCUACGAGCAUACAACCACAGGUAGCCCGCUGAGGAAUUUCUUCGUCGAUCAUUUUGCAUAUGGACUUCGAUGCAUAGACAUGGAGAAACUAGACGCUUAUCCAAAAGAGAUGCUGGGUGAAGUAGUCUCUCUCUUCUGCCUUGCAACGAGCUUCAUCGUUGGAGAGAAGUGCGAAGAUGAUGCUUCGUACAGACCGAUGCAGGAUGAUCUAGGUAAUUUUCAGUAUGGUUUCUUUAAAGAUUGGAGAGACUACCAAGUUCCCGUGUAUGAUGACUCGAGAGUCUUUCAAUCACCCUAUUCAGAUCUCGAUCCAAGGACGAACUCGCUAUCAAAACUACUUUUUGUCGGCAAAGCAAGAUUCCAAAAUCCUUCCCCAAAAGCUCGAAGGAAUGGCUUUAGGAUGCUCUGUCGUGACAGGAUGGUCGAACUCAAAGAAGAAAGCAUGUAUUGA
Mollisia scopiformis is the source of this 513-nucleotide messenger RNA. RefSeq lists its product as uncharacterized. The record is from RefSeq and is a predicted model, not a curated record. Lineage: Eukaryota; Fungi; Ascomycota; Leotiomycetes; Helotiales; Mollisiaceae. Bases 1 to 513 code for a protein of 170 amino acids. The transcript is spliced from 2 exons.